AUGUCGGUCGAUGAAUUGAGAAACUGGCUUGUCCCCUGGGAACCGAACCACGGGGAGACUGAUAUCAAAUUGUUCUAUCGGAUGCAACUAGGGCUGAGUGGUACCUUCACGACUAUACAGCUUGAGGCGAACCAGCUCAUAGCUGUGGCGGAUAAGAUGACUGGAAAUAGGGUUAUGAACGACGGAUGUGCCUUGAUGUCUAGAACUCUAGGUCGCCGAGUUGCUGAGGCACUGGGAUGCGAAAACAGCGUCCCAAGUUGCUUUCAAGGAAGAAUAGCAGGAGCAAAGGGAGUGUGGAUUGUUGACCGAGAUGACUCUGCUCAUGCCUGCCAGGGUGGCAACAAUUGGAUCGAGAUAUCAGCUUCACAGUUGAAGAUAAAAUGGAAAGCAGGGAAACACGGCAUACCACUGGACCCUUAUUGGAGGCAAUUUGAAGUCGUUGGGCAUUCGAAACAACCACAGCCUGGAAGAUUGAGUGCUCAGUUCGUAAGGAUACUCGAAGACUGCGGUGUUCCGAGACAGAUCUUUGCGCAGUUGCUACAAAGCUCAAUGCAGCAGGUUUCAGGUGACCUCCUAGAGGCGAUAAUGCGGAACGACCGUAAUGGAUGUAGGAGCCUGUUGUCAAAAUUAGGAGCAUUGAAUGUCGAUCGAUUCACAGAUUAUACAUGGCCCUCGGACGCCAACGAUCAGGCUGCAACCCUGUUGGAAAGUGGGUUUGAGCCCCUUUCCUGCCGCUACCUUUUCGAUUUGUUGAGGAAGUGUUUGGAGCUUCGACUUGACUCCUAUGUUAAAAAGCUACAUAUUCCAGUCGUCAGCUCUACCAGUUUAUAUUGUAUUGCUGAUCCAUAUGAUGUUCUGGAGCCUGGAGAGGUUUACCUGUCACUCUCUGGGCGCUGGGAAGAUGGCAGGUUUGACGGAGAAACAUUCCUCAACACAGACAUACUGGUCGGUAGACAUCCAGCGCUCCGCCCUUGCGAUAUACAGAAACGAAGAGCAGUUUGGAAACCCGAACUACGACAUAUUUCCAACGUUAUCGUUUUUCCGGCUACAGGGCAGUACUCACUAGCCGAAAUCCUUGGUGGUGGAGACUAUGACGGAGAUUGUGUUUGGGUCUGCUGGGAUCCCAACAUCGUUGGUCACUUUACCAACGUAGAACCACCACAGCGCACAUACGGUGAUGCUGAGCUUCAACUCACCCAUAAUGGGAUCGUGGUAACAGCCUCUUACACGGAGGACUUCUGGGUCAGGAUGUUUACUUUUCAUCUUGAGCGUUCAAUGGUUGGAAUGUGUACGAACCUUCAUAGUUACGUCAGUCAGGUUCGCGGCCUCAGGUCAAGCGAAGCUCUGAUGAUGGCGGCAGUGGCGUCGCGUUUGUUGAGUGCACAUAAAUCGGGCACUUCCCUUCCACAAUCCGGUAUGGCUCGGCUGAAGAAAGCCAUGCUUGGACUCGGGCACAGUGCACCCAGCCAUGGUACAACAAUCACCGAGUUUCUCCAUGCUGCAGCCACGAAAGAGAGAGUGGCAAUUUUAACAAACUUAUUCCAGGCAUAUUCUGCUGCCCGGGUGACUGAUGUUGAUGACACAUUGUUGAAUGUAUAUCAGGACCUGUCUCAUCAAGGCGAGGUGCAUUCUCCACUGCGAGACGCCCUGCACAGACUAGCGGACCGUAUUGGUCAUAUCAGGAAGGUAAUUUGGGCAUCUUACCGUCAUCGUCCUGGGGAGUUUGAAGCCAUCGUUGAGGAGGCUAUGUUGGCGAUUCAGGCAAUAGAGCCAGAAUCCUUCGACCAUCCGCUAAGCCAGGUAUGGAUGACAAGCCCCCGGGAGUGGAACAGGGCACGUGCAGCAUGUGUUUAUGCCCAUCAUCGUACUGGCAAAUUUGCGUGGUUCAUGGUUGGUCGCACAUUAUGCCAAAUCAAAGCGGAGAGUGGCCAGGCUAUAUCCAUGCGAGCUGACACACUCGCGUGUUUCAAGUUCAGUCAAAAUCGAUUCUCUCGGUUUCUGAAUCAAGAAUGA
Messenger RNA from Aspergillus pseudotamarii, 2013 nucleotides. RefSeq names its product RNA dependent RNA polymerase-domain-containing protein. Gene Ontology annotation, cellular component: nuclear RNA-directed RNA polymerase complex. The transcript has a single exon. Lineage: Eukaryota; Fungi; Ascomycota; Eurotiomycetes; Eurotiales; Aspergillaceae. The record is from RefSeq and is a predicted model, not a curated record. Gene Ontology annotation, molecular function: RNA-directed RNA polymerase activity. Gene Ontology annotation, biological process: siRNA processing. Bases 1 to 2013 code for a protein of 670 amino acids.